AUGGUCGUUUUCAAUUUUCCAAUCACUCAAUCUGAGAAAAAUAUUCCUGAAUCCUAUCAAGUGCAUAAUAUCAAUGAAGAGAACGCUCGAAUCAUGUAUGAGUAUUACAAAAAGACUCACUUAGAUGUUGCUAAGUAUUGUGAAAUCCAUGGGUGGAUGUGUUACUGUUGUAUCAUCGAUUUCGAUUCCCGACGGGCCUAUUUCGAGUGCGCGCCAAUCCAUUUAAACCAGGCUAUGCCUUUCUCUCUUGGGCUGACUUCGGAUCAUCUGUGGCAAAGUCUUGGUGUUUGUUGUGUGCCAGUGUAUGGACAAAACAUUCAACUCAUAAUCAAUUCACACUGUAGUGAUCCGGGAACUAUCUUACCCGUGGAUUCGACCGAUAUGAACGUUGAACCACAUACUCAAUGCCUCCAUGGUACCGAGCACAAUCCAAUAUACGGUGUUAAGUGUUUUGCGUUCGAGUACCAAAAACGUGGCCUUCCUCACGUGUAUACUAUAUUGGUAUCUGGAGAACCUACCAGUGUUGUUCGCAGCGUGCAAAUCAAGAUUCAUAGCAAUUCGGCACAGAGUAAAAAAGUAAAUUAA
Messenger RNA from Melampsora larici-populina 98AG31, 585 nucleotides. RefSeq lists its product as uncharacterized. Bases 1 to 585 code for a protein of 194 amino acids. The record is from RefSeq and is a predicted model, not a curated record. NCBI's taxonomy places the organism in Eukaryota, Fungi, Basidiomycota, Pucciniomycetes, Pucciniales, Melampsoraceae. The transcript is spliced from 4 exons.